GACAGACUGGUGUUGAGGAUUCAGGCUCGGCUGUGUCUGUCUGGCUGUGUGCACCUCCUUUUGCAAGGUGUUUUAACCUGAGCUCACAUUGUCUUGCUGAAUUAUUUUGUUUCCACUUUACUUGACCGUGUCUACGAUGGAGAACGAAAUAACCCUAAUCUCAAUCUGCACGCAGACCAGCACUCCCUCUCCUCCUCCUGCUCCAGUGUCUCAUGACCCCAGCAACGACACCUCUCCCUCUCACCAUGCCCCCCGCUUUGGCACCAUCAUCCCUAACCGCAUCUUUGUGGGAGGCAUUGAUUUCAAGACCAAUGAGAGCGACCUGAGACGCUUCUUCUCCCAGCAUGGAGCAGUGAAGGAGGUGAAGAUAGUGAUUGACCGUGCUGGGGUGUCAAAAGGAUAUGGCUUUGUCACCUUUGAGACCCAGGAGGAUACAGAGAGAAUCCUUCAUGAUGCUGACAGACUGUGCUUCCGGGACAAGAGGCUCAACAUCGGCCAGGCCGUGCGCAAGCAGCAAGUGGGAGGUCACCCAAACAGCUUCUCUGUGUCCAGCCAUACUCCUGCCAUGAUACCCACCCCCUGUGGAACCAUGUACCUCACCACCCCUACAGGGUACCCCUACACCUACCACAACGGAGUGGCUUACUUCCACACCCCAGAGAUGAGCCCCUCCGCCCCCUACCACUGGCCCUCCCGCUCAGUGCCUGGCUCUCCAGUCAUGCUGACCCACCAGCCUCCACCCAUCUACCAGCAGCCAGCCUACCAUCACUACCAGGCCCCUACACAGUGUCACCCUAGUCACCUGCAAUGGAACGUUCCUCAGUCUCCAGUGCCCUCCAGCCCAGUGUUGUACAUGCAGCCCUCUGAGCUCCUGUACCAGCCCAUGGAGCAGCCCAGCGACGGGGGCUGUGUCCAGCCUGCCAUGCCCCUCAUAGAGGCCCCCAUCCCAGAGCAGCAGUUCAUCGACCACAUGGUGCAACCAGCCUACAAUCACACGUUAUCAUACUACCCACAAAGUCCAGGGGGGAUGACACCUGUGAUGAUACAGCAAGAACCAGGAAAGGAACAGAAGUUCCACGCCAUGAGGCGAGGUUACCCCUCCUCGCCGGUCAGCCUGAAGCCCAGGUACGGCCGCAACCCGCACUACGCCCACCUGCGCAAGGAGUACCGCCCAGAAAUCACCACUGACCCCUCCCCUCCGCCCGCCACCGAACCACUCAAGUAGAGUAUAUCCACGUUUCCUUUCAGCCAAUGAAACGCCCAUCUCCUCAGGCAGAAAGACCCACUUCUCUAUCUCUCCACCCGCUUCUCAAUCUCUCCAUGACCCUGUCUCCUCCAACCCUUCACACGCAUCAUAUUAUUCAGUCCAGACAACUAUGUGCUCGCUGAAUGUUCAUCUGUUUACUAUAAUUUAAUAGAAUAUUGAGAAUAUGAAUCAUUUUAGCUACUAAAAAGUACUGUAAGCACUAUGAUGUAAGUGCUCGUUCUAUCACUUCUGGACUGAAAAGGUGCAUAGCUUCCUCUGGUGUUUUUCCCACGACUCAGGGAGGGAUAACUAGCUCCUGGUACUGCAUUGUACUGUUGAACUGUUUCAUAAAUAACCCAAUGCACGAUUGAGCUUAAAGUUAAGCUAAACGAUCUUUUGUAACAAGAAUGUUCCUCAAUUGGCAUUUGUGUCAAACUUUUGCCAUGUAAUCGUUCAGAGUAUAGAAGCAAAAGGGAGCUAUUUCCUGAUACUGCUUUAUAUUGGCCUAUUGGCCAAUCACACGUUUUCUUUUUCAAAUUAGCUCUUAACGCAAAGCAAAAAAAAGUCUUAACAAAGAUUACUGCCAAUAUUAGUUCUAAAUAAAAGCUCUCUAUCUGCCAUUGAGCAUGUUUUAUCUCUUUGAUAUUAGAAUAGUCAAGAUUACUGUCUUUAUAAUGUGACUGCAAUACAUGUUGGAAAAUGUAUUUUAAAAUAAUUAGGCUGCUGUCACAGAGGAGUGCAAAUAGAUCCCUAGAGAGUUAAAUACAUAACCAGGAGAUUAUUUUAUACAUUUAGCAUUUUUAUGUAUCUCAUGUUUUCAAGAGCUGUUUCAUAUAGAUUUAGCUGUGAUUGUGAGUCUCUAAAAACAAUGUGCCCUCCAGAUGAGGGGUAACAUCAAAAUAACUCUGUCCACUGGACUGGGACCACAAAUAAAGUACAAUGAACAUCAGUCAAACAGAUUCACAUGGUCUUUCGUCGGCUUUGUGUGACGGCUGGGACAUUUCAAGAUUGGAAGGUCAACACGGCAAGCUCUUUUUGCCGCUCUUUCCUGCCUGUAAAUUAUUCGCCUCAUCUUCAUCAACUUCAAUCACCCUGGGUUCUGUCAUGAGUCACCCUGGGUUCAGUCAUGAGUCACCCUGGGUUCAGUCAUGAGUCACCCUGGGUUCACUCAGGUCUACACGGUUUGGUUACUUUUUCUCCUGCAUCCUGUCUUGGUCUGCUCCCUCAUUGGUUAUGCAUGUAUUCUGUUAAAAUUGUAUUGUAUUCUAUAACUGAUAAGCUAUGGGUGUCAGAGUUGAGGUUUAACUAAAGAAUUUAUGACAUCACAUAUUUCAUUGAGGCCUAUUUUUUAGAAUAAUUAUUUGAAUAGCUGGAUUGCAUGUACUAUGAGGUGUCUGGUUUUGUUUAGUGUGAACUGCGAUUCACUUUCAUUUCAUUAUCUUCCCUGUAAAAAUAUAUAAUCAGGGUAGAAACAUCGAUUUUUUUCCACAACGGUUCAUAAUUGAAAAGUUAUGCCGUUUUGCUCUGAAACAUACUUGUUUUCUUGUUGAGAAUUGAUCAUAGUGAAAGUCAAUGCCAGAAGAAAAGAAAUGACAGAAUCAUUUCUUAAAUAAGUGCUCCCAUGUUCUGUUAAUUUAUCAUUAAAAUAACAGUUUAGGUCAAUUUGAUUUGGUCAGUUACUAAUAAAACAGAAUUAAAGUUUGAUUUGAAAUGACAAUUUUAGGAAGAGUAUUUUGUUGUAUUCCAAGCAUGCCUGUAAUUUCUCAAUGUUCCAUUUGAAUAAACAGGUUUUACUCUUUACAUAUUGUCAUAGCACCACAUUGUCAAGUCAAUGUGUCUUGCUUUUUAAAACAUACAUAAAUGUUGAACUAUUUAUUACAAUGUUAGACGUUUGAAGUUCAGUUUGGGGAUAUUCCACCUCUACCUCCUGUAAUCCCUUUACUCAAUCUGAGGAGCAGAUCAACUAUGCUUUGCUCCAAAGUACAGUCUUUUAAAAAAUGUCAUAUUGUUUUAGAGUUAAGAUAUGCUGUUCGUCUACCCUUUUUAUAAAUGAGGCGAAGUUGUCUUGACCUUACAGUUAAGAUGUUUUAACAUCAGUGCAUGUAUGUUUUGGAUAUAGUUCUGAACACUAACAUUUGGAUGUUUACUUUGAUGUUCUUCUGCACAUUACAUUGUGCCUUGUUCUUUCUGAAUAUUGGGGGGGAUGUUUAAGACUUGUUGUGUUCAGAAGUGGGUCGUCUUGUUGGUACGAAUAAAGUUUGAACCCUUGAGAAGGA
Molecule: messenger RNA, 3522 nt
Organism: Oncorhynchus gorbuscha (pink salmon)
Lineage: Eukaryota; Metazoa; Chordata; Actinopteri; Salmoniformes; Salmonidae
Product: protein boule-like
Exons: 11
Coding region: 137-1225 (362 amino acids)
Molecular function (GO): RNA binding
Source: RefSeq, a predicted model, not a curated record